This is a messenger RNA of Emericellopsis atlantica, 882 nucleotides long. RefSeq lists its product as uncharacterized. The record is from RefSeq and is a predicted model, not a curated record. Lineage: Eukaryota; Fungi; Ascomycota; Sordariomycetes; Hypocreales; Bionectriaceae. The coding region runs from base 146 to 451 and encodes 101 amino acids. The transcript has 3 exons.
ACAUACACCUGCUCGUCCUCCUGAUAAGAGAACCGCCAUUUUGGGUUGCAACCUUGAGCUUUCCCCUCAGCUCCAUUCCACCUCAACAGCCAACGAUCGUGACCACAAGGGCAUCGCCGAGGGCACCGCGCUGCCCGUCGAGGUGAUGCCCAAGUUCUUUGCCAAGAGUGGCUUCGCAGACACAGACCCCAAGAAGAUCAAGAAGGACGGUGGUGGUCGAGGCAACUGGGGCAGCUACGGCGACGAUAUUGCCAACGAGAACUUCACCUUUGUCAACCCCCGCCGCCGCUCCAACAGCUUCUCCAUGUCCCACCACGUCAACGACUUUAAGACAAAGUUUGAGGUCCACGAGCCCGAGCCCGUCUUUGAAGAGGCGCUUCACGGCCCCAUGCAGGAUGGCGAGAAUCUGGCCAAGACAGAUUCCUCAGAGAGCGGGCGAUCCACGGACUAGAUCCUGGCCUGCGGUCCCCCCUAGACCCCGCGUAAUGAAUUCAAAUGAGAGGCAUGGCAUGUAUUGGCAUUGUGAGGAGGACUAGCAAAGGGGCAAGGGGAUCUGUAUCAUUGUAUCAUCACGUAUUCAGCCACCAAAGGCCACGACCUAGCUACGAAUGGAACUCGAUGUGAAAUCGAGACACUUUUUUGACAAAUCGCUCGACUAUUCUUCCAAGGUGCUUCCACCGCAGGCUUUCGACACAGUGCCCUCAAGUUGUGUCGGGCACAUUUACCCGGUGAUCUACGCUACGGGUUUCCAUACUCACUUCUGGAUAGCUCACUCACAGGAAUCCUCGAUGGGUUACAUGAUGGAUACGUAACUCUGCGUAUUUGUGUUGCAGUUGCAGGUCAAUGUCACCACCAUCUCGUACUAAUACUCGAAAACGCGCC